Heterocephalus glaber (naked mole-rat) is the source of this 7315-nucleotide messenger RNA. It is a transcript of the gene Syt2, whose product is annotated as synaptotagmin 2. Gene Ontology annotation, biological process: calcium ion-regulated exocytosis of neurotransmitter; synaptic vesicle endocytosis. Gene Ontology annotation, cellular component: axon; exocytic vesicle; dense core granule. Lineage: Eukaryota; Metazoa; Chordata; Mammalia; Rodentia; Bathyergidae. Gene Ontology annotation, molecular function: phosphatidylserine binding; calcium ion binding; clathrin binding. The record is from RefSeq and is a predicted model, not a curated record.
UCCCCGCAUUGCAGCGCCCGGUGCUCGCCCAUCGAUCAGGUCCCCUCCCUCCGCCGCGCGCAGACCGCCCAGCUCAGCAAGUCUUGCGGCAGAGGCACUUCGCGCCGAGUUGGGCCGGGGCGGAGCGGGGACUCCUUGCCCUGGGGACCGGACACCGCCUCGAGCCGUGGCCGGCGCCGCGCACCCCGCAGCCCGACGCACGGAGACCCGGGACCCCCUGCCUGCCGCGGCCGCGCUCGGCCAUCCCCGCUGCCACCAUGAGGAACAUCUUCAAGAGGACCCAGGAGCCCAUUGUGGCUCCUGCCACCACCACUGCCACAAUGCCGAUUGGACCCGCAGACAACUCCAGCUCCACAGAGAGCGGGGGUGCUGGGGAGAGUCAGGAGGACAUGUUUGCCAAGCUGAAGGAGAAGUUCUUCAAUGAGAUCAACAAGAUCCCCUUGCCACCGUGGGCUCUGAUUGCCAUCGCUGUGGUCGCUGGCUUGCUGCUCCUCACCUGCUGCUUCUGCAUCUGCAAGAAGUGCUGCUGCAAGAAGAAAAAGAACAAGAAGGAGAAGGGGAAGGGCAUGAAGAACGCCAUGAAUAUGAAGGACAUGAAGGGUGGUCAGGAUGAUGACGACGCAGAGAUGGGCCUGACUGAGGGAGAAGGUGAAGGAGAAGAGGAGAAAGAGCCAGAGAAUCUGGGCAAACUGCAGUUCUCCCUGGACUACGACUUCCAGGCUAACCAGCUCACCGUGGGCGUCCUGCAGGCUGCGGAACUACCUGCCCUGGACAUGGGGGGCACCUCGGACCCUUACGUCAAAGUCUUCCUCCUCCCAGACAAGAAGAAGAAAUACGAGACCAAAGUCCAUCGAAAGACCCUGAACCCUGCCUUCAACGAGACCUUCACCUUCAAGGUGCCCUACCAGGAGUUGGGGGGCAAAACCCUGGUGAUGGCCAUCUACGACUUUGACCGCUUCUCCAAACACGACAUCAUUGGGGAGGUAAAGGUCCCCAUGAACACUGUGGACCUCGGCCAGCCCAUCGAGGAGUGGAGAGACCUGCAAGGCGGGGAGAAGGAGGAGCCGGAGAAGCUGGGUGACAUCUGCACCUCCCUGCGCUAUGUGCCCACAGCCGGGAAGCUCACUGUCUGCAUCCUGGAGGCCAAGAACCUCAAGAAGAUGGAUGUGGGUGGUCUUUCAGACCCCUAUGUGAAGAUCCACCUCAUGCAGAAUGGUAAGAGGCUUAAGAAGAAGAAGACGACAGUGAAAAAGAAGACCCUGAACCCCUACUUCAACGAGUCCUUCAGCUUCGAGAUCCCCUUCGAGCAGAUUCAGAAAGUCCAGGUGGUGGUCACUGUGCUGGACUAUGACAAGCUGGGUAAGAAUGAAGCCAUCGGCAAGAUCUUUGUGGGCAGCAAUGCCACAGGCACAGAGCUGCGGCACUGGUCCGACAUGCUGGCCAACCCCCGGAGGCCCAUUGCCCAGUGGCACUCGCUCAAGCCUGAGGAGGAGGUGGAUGCACUUCUGGGGAAGAACAAGUAGGCGGCAGCAGCUGGGACCCAGCGCCCUUCACGGACACUGACAAGAUCCAGAGCUAUCAAUACCUCAGUUAUGCGACCUUAGAGGUUUUUUGGUUUUGUUUUGCUUUUUUGUUUGUAGUUGUAUACUUGUUUUUCUUUCUUCUCUUUUUAAAGACCAACUUUCCCUUUGAUGACUGUGUGAGGAGAGUCCCCUAAGAGGUGAAAGAGAAGCCUGGCUCUGUUCAUCAUCCUAGGAACUGCCCUUGCUGCAUGCCCUGUCAUGGUUCCCUCUCACUCUUUCAGUGCUUCACUUAAGUUUCACCCUGAGUGAGGCACUACUGGCAGGAAGUUGCAGCACUUCCUGUUUCUUGCACAUUCUGGACCAACAAAAUGGUGACACAUCCUGUUUCCUGACAGCAAAGGCAACACAGUGGCCAAUGGUGGGUGGGUUGGGGUGUUGGGGUGUGUGUGUGUGUGUGUGUGUGUGUGUGUGUGUGUCUCUGUGUCUCUGUCUGUCUGUCUGUCUUUGAGUGUCUCUCUUCAAUCCUGGGAUGAGCCUGUACAGUGAAGCUGUGUGGGAAGAAAGAGUUCUUCAGGGACCCUGAAAUGAAGAAAGUCCACUGUUGGUGGAGACCUAUCAGCUUGUGGAGAAGGCUCAAAAUUGUGGUCAGAUGCCAGAAGCUCCUACAUUCCUUGUAGAUGGCUCUUUGGGAGGCAGCAGGAUGGGGGGACUGGAUGUGUCAACUAGGACCAAACCCCUGAUGCCAUCAUAGACUUCCUCCUGUCAAUCACGGCUUCUCCAGAAGUGGGGUUUCUGGGACAUUCGUGGAAAUGAAGUAUUCAUUAGAUUGGUCAGACUCUAACAGGGACUGUCAGUCCCAGGAUCUCACUCUUAUUGACAAUGAAUAUCAAACUAUGAAGAAACAGAAGCUUCUUUAUCCAGAAAGACCAAAAUGAAAACUCCUGCAUCUUUGCCCCAUCCAUUGGGAAACACAAACACUCUCUCCCUCUCCAGAAUAUAAGCAAUGCAAUUCAUUUGCAUUUUUCUCCAUCAUGCUUUUGCUUCAAUUUCUCUUUUAAGUGGAGCAACUUGUCUGAAGACAUGUUAUCUGUAUAGAGCCAGAGAACUGGAAGAGGAAGGCUUAAAUGUCCUUGGUGUCCAGGUAAGAAGGGGGUGGUAAAGACGGGAGAAUGAUGGACUGAUGGUGGAGAGUUUCUGGGAUGGGAGCAUUGGGAUUCCCCCAACUCCCAUUCCUUGCUCUCUGGACCCUCUGCCCUCCAUACCAGAGGGCUUAUGAGUAGCUGGAGUGGCUCAAGGAGGCCCCAGCCUCAAAUUCAUUAGAGUACUUCUCUAUGAAUGUUAAGACGAAAGGCAUUCAUUUGUAAUGGGUGUUGGAGGAAACCUGCCAGGGUUUCUACCCCAUGUCCUGUUAUCCCAUUCCCCCAUUCACCUCUUGUCCCCAGCACUGAUUUUUAAAAAGCCAUAUAUAUGUUAGUCAAGUUUGCACUGAGUCCCCUUUCAAACCUUUAGCCCAGACAAGAGAGACAUGUCCCCAUAAUGGCCAGAAGCCAACCCUCUUUGUCUCCCUUCCCUUGGCUUCUGCUGUCUCUGAAGCCCUCAGAUCCUUGCCAUUUCCUUACCACAGAAAACUCACAGCUUCCCAAGAAGCCUGGGAAUCACAUUCUCAGCAAAAAUGGCAGCAUUUCCUGUCCUUCCCAAUCUGGACCACUUUACCUUCCUGUAGGCACCUAAGAUAGAAUGAUGGUGUUGGAGAGAAUCAGGCUUUGAGGUGGAGAGAAUCAGGCUUUGAGGUCCCAGAGAGUGUCUUAAUUUUAUUAAAGAAGUGAGGGAAUUUGGUUUUGCUUUGCUUUUGUUGUUGUUGUUGUUGAAGUAAGAGCGAGGGAACACUUCCACCAGAAAGAGACUGGAAAGCAGGUCUUGGCUGGCCUCUCAGAGACUGAUCCUUCUUCCUGCUAGUGCUACAUGAGAAGUCAUGUAUUUUAUACACCCCAUGUGUACAUGCCUACUAGGAAGGCAGGACUGCAAUACAGAUACAAGCUCUGGUCCUUGGGACCAGAGUUGUGGUCAUGGUAGACACUUGUAGGACAACAGAGUGCCUUCAGAAUCUGGGUGGCAGUGGAACGCCAACAAUCCAAGCAUGGACAUCGGAUGUCACUGGACUCUUCUCUCAUCCCCAGGGCUGUGGAUUUUGGUGCUCUCUCAGGGUCCCCCUCACCCACCUUUCACAAACCUCAUUCAUGGAAACUUCCUGUCAAUCUCCCUUUAUUAUUUUACCCUUUUACAAUUCACGUUCUACCACCAGGGAUUCUUCUUUGCCCAUGAACCUCAUUCACUCCUUCUGAAGCCCAGGACCUGCCACUCUCUUGCUAGAGAAGGGAAGGAAAUGGUAGGCACCUCUGGUGGUUUGAGUGUCCCUUGCCUGGAGACAGGAGCUUGGUUUUGUCACUCCGAGCCCACCUCUAGCAGGCAGCCUAAGGGGGCAGGGACAGGUUACUUGGCACCAGUGUGGCGCUAUCUGGGUGCUAGGAGCAGUUCCUUCCCCAAGUCCUGGUUGGUUCUGAGCAGAUGGCAUCUGUCUGGCUCCACAGGCUGCGGGGAACAUGGUGAUGCUUGUAAGGUUACUACACCUGAGGGCUGACGUAAUCCAAAUCACAGAGCGUCAUUCCAAACCCUCACUGCUGUGCAGGUUUACAGGUUUACUUGUGCCAUGUUAGGGCCCUGGGUGUCAGCGCUAAUUAGGAAAGAACUGGGGUGUCUGGAUGCCUCUGGGCUGUGAGUUUUCAUCCCUAAGUCUGUUCCAGAGAGAGGAAAGUACUUAGUAGAGAGAAGAUUUUUUACAGAGGGGCUGAGACCAUGAAAACCCAAACCUAACCCCACCCAGAAACUGCAAGUGAGGCCUAAAAGUUUUGUUUUCUCCCUGGAUAAUCAUUCCAGAAAGGAUGUUAACUGCCAGAGCUGUGGGCAGAUUUUUAGAUUUUGGAAACAGAAGCCUAAGUCCGGGGAAGGCUGGGCAGUCCCAGAGAGUGCGGAGGUAUUUGGCAUGAUGAGAAACAACUUUCCUGGAGCCUCCUGGCUGGAGGAUGGGACAGUGGAGGACUAGGCCACAGUCUCAGAUCCUGGACUUUUCUCUUCCCAUAUGUAGCGUGUCUCUGAAGAAGCAGUGUUGGAUGAUUUUGGUGGCCCAAGGCUUCAGUGAGAGAGAAGGGUCGCUGCAGGUCUCCUGCAGGUAAAACUAGCUCUUUUGUAAACCUGUCCCCAUGCAGGAGAUGGGUGAUAGCAGUGGGAGCACCCUCUUCUGGGCUGGGGUGGGAGAGGUUCCUUCUUUAAUGUUCUAGGCUAAUUCUUGAGGCUUCCAUGUCCUGGGUCUUAGCCGACCUUAACAGAGCCUGUCCUUGCUGGUCUCCCUCCCUCUCAAAGGUAGAAGAUUGAGCCAGGAGAUGCCCUCACAUCCUCUGCUCUACCCCUUCUCUGUUCUGUCUCCUUCCUUCCCACCUCAGGAUGGUUGGGCCCUCUUUCAGAGCCACAGGUGGUGGCAGCUGGGGAGGAGUCCCAAAUCCUGAUCCUGGUGGUCCAGAGCCCUAUGAUGUGAUUGCCAGAUUUGGCAAAUAAAAAUGGAAGAUGCUCAGUUAAAUCUGAAUUUCGGAUAAACAACUACUUUUAAGUAAGUAUGUCCUAGGCAAUAUUUGAGACAUAGUGUACUAAAAAAUGAUUCGUUUAUCUGAAAUUCAAAUGUAAGUGGCCAUCUGCAUUGUGUCUGGCAACCCUACCCUCUGACCACGGCUCCCCAGUCCCUCUUGGCCAGGGGGGCCAGCGACUGGUCACCAUGGAUUUGACUUAACCUGUUUUCAAACUGCAGUACUGAGAAGGGGACACUGUGACUUGAAGAUACAUGAAUAUACUUUUAUUUUUUAAGUGACAACAAAACAAGAACCUUCUGAAGCCAUUUAAGCCUCACCUGACCCCUUCCAUGAGCGUUUAGUUAUAUAUAAAAGAUAGUUAUCUAUACACAUAUGAACAGAAAUCUUGUUUAAUCAAGAUGCAUGUCUAUAACUUUCUGUAAAUAGCCGCAUGGCAAUGCUGGGAGUUCCCUUGAUUUUGCAACCCCAAACCCAUUUUACAGAACUGGUUGAGCCUGUUUCUUCAAUUUAUGUUGUGUGGCGUCUUUGUCUCCAGUCUGACCUCUGCUUCCCCUCACUGGGAAUCUUGCAAUGGGAGCCAUCAGGGGACAGAAGAGUUUCUGGCCCAGAGGCCAGUUCUGUUGGGAGAUGCGAGAGGAGGACACUGUGUCCCUGGAGGGCCAUCUGUCGCACAUGGGUGUGCAGGGGCACCGCGCACUGUGUCCAGUCUGCUGUCUGUCCUGUUGCUCCUGUGUCCUGUGUAUGUGUGGUGUGGCUCCCUUCUUCCCACUGUCUGAAUUAACUGAAAAGCCAUAAAGGGGGCCUCCUGCUGGAGACUGCCCUUGGCUCCUCCCAGGAGCACCCACGUCCCUCCGACUGGCUCCCCACAGAACACCUGUGAAGGGCUCACCUGGUGUCACCCUCUUUUGCUCCCUUAGCACGGUGCCAUGAGGACAGAUGGUGUCCAGGGCUUCUGGUAGGGUGUCAGGAGAUGACCCUGGCUGGCUUUCUUGGCCUAAGUCUGAUGAUUCAACUCCAUCUCCACCCUGGGUGUGGACAGGGAGUGGUGGGGAUGCCAGUUUUGGACAAUACUUGGGGGCUCUGUAGAGGUGACCAGGGUUUUCAGGAGCAGCUAGUCAGUGGCUUAGUCUGUGGUCAGCUUCCCAUUUACCCCUGGGGUUGACAGAACCAGCCCUCCUUACUUUAGCAUUUACUCACUGUGGGUGUCAAGGCCCACGGAUGGUAAUGGAGGAGGAACUCGUGGGGAAAACCUUGGGGAACACGGUGGGUUAGGCUCUUCCCCCACACUGCACCCUGGGUCUGACGGAGCACGCCCCAGAGCAGGGUGGGCCACCCUGAGUGGCGGGCAGGUGUACACCAGGCUCUGACUCUCACAUCUCCCAGGGCAGUCCCAGCCUGGUGUGCCAAGCAGUGGAGAGGUGAGCAGAGGGGACUGGGGCCUUCCGAGGUCUCUGGCAGCAUGGUGCGCUGCAGUCCCUACCCGGCAGCCUAGGCUCCUCAUGGCCCCCAGGAGGCUCCAGCAGAGAGAAGUUGAGGAGGAGGGUGGGUGUAUUAGACAAGCCAGAGGCAGCAAGGUGGACUCUGCCAUUUACAAACCACCAUGCUUGGGCACACACAGUCUGAGGAACCUCAUGUCCCCCUUGUGCUGCGUCAGAGUGGAGAAAGUGGAGGGGACCAUUCAGAGCGGCUGGGAUCAGCUCCCACUGCAGGGCCUCCCGUUCUCCAGAAAGAAUCGAGGCAAGAGCUGAGGAAGAGUCUGGUCAGGUGGCGGGGCAGAAUGUGGGGGACUGGUUUCUCCUCCUCAGCAAGCGAUCAGGGCUUAGGGGUUCCUCAGAGAAGCCUGGCCACUCUGCCCCGAUUCCUGCUCACCCAAGGACUCUGCUGCUUUCUGAAAACCUAGGGGCUAGAAAACUUCAAAACUAGGGGCGAAGCAUAGCCUAGGCUGAUCUGGGUCACCUAGGGAAUGUGUCACCCCACCAGGACCUCUCCCUGUCUACAUGAGGACACUCGAUGAGCCCUGGCCUCCCUCUUCCCCCUGCUUGGCAAUGCUCCCCACCCCCUUAUGUGGACUCUGUUGUUCUUGUCUGAUCUCUUGUCAAAUUGUUAUUUUGUAAUGAGCUGCGUCUCCUUAUUAAAGAAAUGAGCUGAAAGAAA